Messenger RNA from Nicotiana tabacum (common tobacco), 1008 nucleotides. The record is from RefSeq and is a predicted model, not a curated record. NCBI's taxonomy places the organism in Eukaryota, Viridiplantae, Streptophyta, Magnoliopsida, Solanales, Solanaceae.
GUUUACCUUUAGUUAAAAAUGAAGAGGUAUAUAAAAUCCAUCACCAACCUUGGCUGGUAAGUUGCUUGAUCUUUCGUGACAUCUUUUAUUAUUCAUACAUAUAUAAACUUAAUUUCCUUUUCUCUUUCUCUCAAACUCAUCUUCCCCACCAUCCAAAGUUCAAAAACCCCGUCUUUUCUCCACAAUUUCUUUUAGAAAAGAAAAAAAAUACAUACUUUUCUUGACUUCAUUCCCAUAUAUGGAAGGUGGUGAACUGAGUGAAGGCACUCCUGAAGAACUAGGUGAAAACAGAUUAAAUUACUCUGGCUAUGGCUUUAUAUUUUCUGUUGGAAUCAUUAUAAUCCUUAUAGUCAUAACUUAUGCUUCUUAUUUGUACAUUCGAAUGCGAUCUCGCAAUAAUUCUGCCACAACAAUAACGACAGUUGAAAAUGGAAUGAUUAUUAUUCAACAAGGUAUUGACGAAGAUACUAUACGGACCUAUCCAAAGUUAUUAUAUGCACACAAAGUAGGUGACACUGCAUCUUCUUCUGGCUGUUCUAUUUGUUUGGCUGAUUAUAAAGAUAAAGAUAUGCUUAGGCUAUUGCCUAAUUGUGGCCAUCUUUUUCAUAUCAUGUGUAUUGACCCUUGGCCUAGGCUUCAUCCCACUUGUCCUAUUUGUAGAAAUUCUCCACUUCCUUCUCCUUUGGUUGAGGUGGUUCCUCUUUGAUAGGUUAGUCGGAUCAAUGAAUACUGUAUACCAAAUGGUUAUACAAAAAAGAAAGUGGUUCUCAUGCAACAAGGGAAUUUGAGUCCAUUAGUUACUCCCCAUCAACAAAUUCAAGAAGGUAGAUGAUUUCUUUUCUUUUUCAGUUCUUUGUACUUUAAAUUUUUAUAAUACUUUCGGAUCAUUGAUAUGCAUUUCGGCUAAUUUACUUGGUAUCAAACCGCCUUUCACCUGUACCAUUAUCGUGAUAACUUCGUCCAUCAAAACUUAAGUAGAUGAAAAGAAAUCACCUAGUAUUAUUUCUU